This is a messenger RNA of Candoia aspera, 783 nucleotides long. RefSeq names its product uroplakin 1B (gene UPK1B). The record is from RefSeq and is a predicted model, not a curated record. The transcript has 7 exons. Gene Ontology annotation, cellular component: membrane. Lineage: Eukaryota; Metazoa; Chordata; Lepidosauria; Squamata; Candoiidae. The coding region runs from base 1 to 783 and encodes 260 amino acids.
AUGGCAAAAGGAGAUACUGGUGUGCGCUGCUUCCAGGGCUUACUAAUUCUAGGAAAUGUUGUCAUAGGGUGUUGUGGCCUUGCACUCAUGGCUGAAUGUAUAUUCUUCGUGUCAGAUCAACACUCACUAUAUCCAUUGCUAGAAGCUACAGACAAUGAUGAUAUCUUUGGUGCUGCCUGGAUUGGGAUCUUCACUGGUUUCUGUUUCUUUUGUCUAUCUGUUCUUGGUAUUGUUGGUGUCAUAAAGUCAAGCAGGACAAUGCUGUUAGUGUACAUCAUCCUGAUGAUCAUUGUCUUUGCCUUUGAAGUGGCCUCUAGUAUCACAGCAACAGUGCAUCGGGAUUUCCUUACUCUUGAACUUUUCAUGAAGCAAAUGUUGGAAAAAUACCAGAAUCCAGACCCAGUCAACAAUGAUGACAAAUGGAAGAGUGAAGGUAUUACCAGGACAUGGAAUCGUCUCAUGUUGCAGAAUAAAUGCUGUGGUGUGAAUGGCCCAACAGACUGGCAAACAUAUACCUCCAUUUUUCGGACAGUGAACAAUGAUGCAGAUUUUCCCUGGCCACGACAGUGCUGUGUUAUGGAUCUCCUAGGAAAGGCAAUCAACUUGGAUGGCUGCAAAUUAGGGGUGUCUGGCUAUUACCAUGACACAGGCUGCUAUGAAACUAUUGUUGGCCCCAUGAACAGACAUGCCUGGGGUGUUGCCUGGUUUGGCUUUGCCAUUCUGUGCUGGACUACAUGGGUCCUCCUUUGUACAAUGUUCUACUGGAGCAGAAUUGAAUAUUAA